Molecule: messenger RNA, 1800 nt
Organism: Blumeria graminis f. sp. triticale
Lineage: Eukaryota; Fungi; Ascomycota; Leotiomycetes; Helotiales; Erysiphaceae
Source: the annotation of a GenBank genome assembly
AUGGCUACUCUCAUAUCCACACCCAUUAAGUCUCACACGGGGAUGUUUUCGACCCGAACUGCAGGAGGACGAAUGCCCCUAACACCUUCUCCUCGCAUUCGUCACAAUCACAACGUGCACAACAUGCCUACAAAUACUACUCCUGAUCUAAGGCAACAUGACUACGAAUGUGCUAAGGGUACGGCGUCAGUUUAUGGUGGAAAUUUAGCCUCUCAUUUCUCCAAAUUAACCAACAACAGUUUGCGUCGCGACUCGCCCAAAUCAAACAUAGCUCGUGGUGCUCAUACGCCUCGGAGGGCUCUUGAAUUAGGAGUAUCUGAUUUUACCUUGACUGGAACUGGUGUAAAAACUCCUCGCAGCAAAAGGAAGGUUCAGCCAAAAGCCCCCCAAAGACAAACGUCAUUAAAGAGUUCACUCUCAUAUGGAGAUCGUUUCAUACCCAAUCGUACCGCCAGUGCAGCCAUUGCCACCGCUGGCCUAGGGAAAAUUGAAAGCGGUGACAAGAAACCAAAGACAACCAACGGUGAAAGCUCAUCAGUACUUUCAUCCUCUGUUGACGAUGCACUCAACGCUAUGAAUUCUUUAACCUUGAGCGAUGAAAAAUCUAUCACAUAUUCCAGGACGUCACCAAAUUCAGUCGCUUACCAAGACUCUAUAGCAUCAGCUUGUGGAGUAUCGCUCAAUCAACGUAUACUCGCCUUUAAGCCUGCUCCACCAGAGUCAUCAAAGCCACUCGACCUUCGUUCCCAGUACAACCGUCCCUUGAAGAACGCAAACAACGCAUCUUCUCAAGCUAGAAGGAGGGUAGCCACAGCCCCUGAGCGUGUGCUUGAUGCUCCAGGUCUCAUAGAUGACUACUACUUAAAUCUCCUCGAUUGGUCAACAGGAAAUCAAGUUGCUAUUGGGUUAGAGCGAAACGUAUACGUUUGGUCCGCAGAGACCGGGACAGUGAGCUCAUUACUUGAAACUAGUCCCGAUACCUAUAUAAGUAGUGUGAAAUGGUCUGGAGAUGGUGCUUACGUCAGCGUUGGCCUUGGAACUGGUGAAAUCCAGAUAUGGGACGUUGAAGAGGGAUCUAAACUUCGAAGUAUGCAUGGGCAUGACACACGAGUAGGAGUAAUGGGCUGGAACAAACACACCCUUUCCAGUGGAGCUCGAUCUGGGCUUGUGUUUAACCACGACGUUCGCAUCGCUCAGCACAAAACUGCCGAGCUGGUUUCUCAUACAUCUGAAGUAUGUGGUCUCGAAUGGCGGGCCGAUGGUGUACAACUUGCUACUGGGGGGAAUGACAACUUAGUCUCAAUCUGGGAUGCCCGAUCCCUCGCCGUUCCCAAGUUUACUAAAACAAAUCAUAAAGCAGCUGUAAAGGCUCUCAGCUGGUGCCCUUGGCAACCAAACCUCUUGGCCACAGGAGGUGGCUCGUACGACCGACACGUACAUUUCUGGAACACAACUACUGGUGCUAGAGUGAACAGUAUUGACACCGGAUCUCAGGUAACUUCCCUUCGAUGGAGUCAGAAUUACAAGGAAAUUGUAAGCACAAGUGGUUUCCCAGAUAAUUCGCUCAGUAUAUGGUCCUACCCGACCUUGGUUCGUAACAUAGAGAUCCCUGCACACGAGACCCGUGUUCUACAUAGCUGCCUCAGCCCUGAUGGUCAAAUGUUAGCAACGGCCGCGGCUGACGAGAGUCUAAAGUUCUGGAAAAUAUUUGAGAAGAAAGCAGGCUCUUCUUCAUCUGGAAGCUCUGUCACGUCUGAAAAGACGACCAAUACCAUGGUCAAGCAAAUGACCAUACGAUAA